AUGCCGGGCUCUUGGAUCUGGGGUGCGCUGGGCAGGUUGGCGUGGCUCUCCUUACUUGCGCCAAGCGCUUUGAUAAUGCUCCUCGUUCCCCCAGCAUCUCUGGCGCAUCCACAGCCGUGUCAGAUUCUGAAGAGGAUCGGACACACGGUGAGAGUCGGAGCUCUGCACCUACAGCCUCGAGUGGUCAGGCUGGAUUCCCUCAGAGGGAGAGAUCCGGACGGGGAAGCAGACAGAGAAACGUGGGAAGAGUGGGACACGACCACCCAAAGUAGGCACGAGCAAGACUGGAGGGGCAUCAGGACUAAAAGCUCAGCGAAUAACCCCCACAAGGCCUCCAAAAGUAAAACCGCACUCAAACAAGUGGGUACGGACGCUGUGUUUCUACCUCGAGACUCUGUUAUACUCGCUACAGAGAGCCUCAAUCGAGUGGCGGGGCUUUUACCCUACAACCUCACCCUUGAGAUAGUCAUGGCCGUGGAAGCAGGACUUGGAGAAUUACCUGCUUUCUCCUUCUCCUCAUCAUCUACACCUGCCUGCGCCGAUCCCGCAUCGUUCCUGCAAAGUGUUUGCCACACUGUCAUCGUGCAAGGAGUUUCUGCCAUCAUCGCGUUCCCGCAAAACAGGGAUGAACUGGUGAAGUUGGAAUUUAUCGCCACGACGCUACAGAUUCCAGUAAUCAGCGUAGUCCGGAGCGAAUUCAAACGCCAGAGUCAGAACUCACUUCAUUUCCAGAUGGCCAUGCAAAACCCUCAAACCUCUCAAGCAGAUCUCAUCUUCUCCCUGCUGUCCAUGAAUAACUGGUAUGAUGUCAGUCUGGUGAUGUGUCAACAGAUGAAUAUUUCAGACUUUGUUUUCUUGCUCCAUAACAACUCCAAAUUUCAUCUGGGGACAGUUCUCAAGAUAUCCACCAACGGCAGCUCCAAAAGUGACUUUCAAAUGUCCCUGCAAGUUCAACUGGAGUCCAUCAAGGACUCGACAUCUACUAUAGUGACCUUUGGAUGUGACAUCAGGGAUAUAAGGAGAAUCUUUACUACCAUUGCAAAAUUUGGUCUGAUUCUUCCCGAUUACCACUGGAUUAUAGGAGACUUGCAGAAUGUGGAGGAAUUACGGACAGAGGGGCUGCCCAUGGGUCUUCUUGCACACGGUGGCAUGGGUGAGCCCUCGCUGGAUCAUUACGUCCAGGAUGCUUUGGAGCUGGUGGCACGAGCGGUGGGAUCGGCUGCCACUCUGUCUCCAGAACUGGCGCUGAUUCCUGGCAUCACAAACUGCUUGGCAAGACUUGAGACUAAAAAUCUCACAUCAGGAAUCUUUCUUUCCAGAUACAUGGCCAGCAUGUCUUUCGACGGCAUGAGCGGCUACGUCAAUGUUCAAGAGGAAUCGACCAUCAUCUCUGAAAGCCAUCACUUCAUCUGGAAUCUCCAGCACGACCCAAUAGGCAAGCCCAUGUGGACGCGCCUUGGCAGCUGGAAGCAAGGCAAAGUGGUUAUGGAUUACGGUGUUUGGCCUAAUAAGAGACAGUUUCAGCCAGGAGCGGACUGGCGGCAUUCCUCACGUCUACACUUGCGCGUCGUCACCCUAGUAGAACAUCCGUUUGUCUUCACCCGAGACGUUGAUGAAGAAGGCCUGUGCCCGGCUGGCCAGCUGUGCCUUGACCCCCUAACAAACGACACAGCCUUAUUGGGAAGCCUUUUUCAGGGUUUGCAAGGUGCCAACGACAGCAUCCCCAUGGAGUUUAAAAAAUGUUGUUAUGGAUAUUGCAUUGAUCUGUUGGAGAAGCUGGCGGAGGACAUGGGGUUUAAAUUUGACCUCUAUAUCGUCGGAGAUGGGAAAUAUGGAGCUUACAAGAACGGUCGCUGGACUGGGUUGGUCGGGGACCUCAUGAGUGGAGCUGCACAUCUGGCCGUCACGUCCUUUAGCAUCAACUCAGCACGCAGUCAGGUCAUCGACUUCACCAGCCCCUUCUUCUCCACCAGUCUGGGAAUCCUCGUCAGGACUAGGGAUACCGCCGCUCCCAUCGGCGCCUUCAUGUGGCCCCUGCACUGGAGUAUGUGGCUGGGAAUAUUUGUGUCUUUACACGUGACGGCCGUGUUCCUGACCUUGUAUGAGUGGAAAAGCCCAUUUGGCAUGACUCCGAGGGGAAGGAACAGGGACCGUGUCUUUUCUUUCUCCUCUGCGCUAAAUGUUUGCUACGCAAUCUUAUUCGGCAGGACUGCCGCCAUUAAGCCGCCAAAGUGUUGGACCGGCAGAUUCCUCAUGAACCUCUGGGCCAUAUUCUGUUUGUUCUGCCUGUCAACAUACACGGCUAAUCUCGCCGCUGUCAUGGUUGGUGAAACCUAUGAGCAACUCUCAGGUAUACAUGAUCCCAAGCUUCACCAUCCAUCACAAGGUUUCCGCUUCGGAACCGUUCGGGAGAGCAGCGCUGAGGACUAUGUGAAAAAAAGCUUCCCAGAGAUGCAUGAAUACAUGAGGCGAUAUAAUGCCCCUACAACCCCUGAAGGGAUAGAUCAUCUUAAGGAUGAUCCCCAAAAGCUGGAUGCUUUUAUAAUGGACAAAGCACUUUUAGACUAUGAAGUGUCUAUUGAUGCUGACUGCAAGAUGCUGACAGUGGGAAAGCCUUUUGCGAUUGAAGGCUAUGGCAUUGGGCUCAAACAGAACUCUCCUCUGACCUCAAAUAUCUCUGAGCUGGUCAGUCAGUACAAAUCUGAUGGAUUUAUGGACAUGCUGCAUGAUAAGUGGUAUAAGGUGGUACCUUGCGGUAAAAGAAGCUUCGCAGUCACAGAGACGUUACAGAUGGGUAUAAAGCACUUCUCAGGGUUAUUUGUCAUGCUGUGCGUUGGAGUGGCCGUGUCUCUGCUCACCACUCUGGGUGAACACAUCGUCCAUCGCUGGCUGAUACCCAGAAUGCAGCAGUCGUCACAGCAUAAGUACUGGCUCCACACCAGUCAAAGAUUACAUCGAGCACUUAACCCGACUUUCAAAGAAGACAAAUUACAGACGGUUGCAAAACUGGAGAAAAGCUGCAAUGUUGAAAACAACCAACAAAUUCCAUGGAACUCUUUGGGAACCUCCAGCUGCAACAGACGGAAACUGUCCAAUCAAGACGGACAACAAAAUGACCUGGAAUGUUGUCACUGUAAAGAGCUGUUGUCCCCACAGGACAAUAGACAGCUUCCGUUACAGGCCACAUCCAACGGAAGAACCGACUUGCUGGGCCUUUCCCAGAACCCCAUAGUACAGGAACUGACAGACCUGGAAACACAAAUUCAGCUUAUCAAAAAGCAACUACAGCUUGCCAUGAAGAAGAAAAAAGAGCUGGAACAGUAUCAGAAGACAAAGACUUCAACCGAGUCCUAGACUCGUGGGAGAUUUGGCUGGAGUUUUAUGGGUUACAUUGUUCAAAGGCUUGGACCUACCGGUUGAUUAUUUCAAUUGCAGCUCCUAAGGGAAGCGAGACUUUCUCUGCACAUUCUCUGAAGUCCUUUUUUAUUUAGACUCUUUUUUUUUUUUUUGAUUUCUCAUUGAACUGAACUUGAAAAAAAAGGACAGAAGAGAAGAAAUGAAGCCGGAUAUAAAAAUUGGAUAUAAACAGUGUUUAUUUCUGUAUUCCCAGAAGUUAAAUUCUGAGGAUACCUUGUUUUUAUGCGGCAACGUGGAAAAAGACAGUGCGUAACUGCCUAAAGGGAAGACAUUUAUGUGUCAAAAUGACAUUUAUUUAAGGUGUCAAACUGUGAUGUAUGAUAACGUCUCCUGCAUAUUGAUACACAGACCUGAGAACAUUUUUUAAGAAGAAAGCCGUGCCGUCGUCUCUGGAGUUGUUACGAGAAAGUGUUAACCUUGAACACGCGCUGUUAACCUUGAAUUGUUAUGUUUCUAUGAAU
This is a messenger RNA of Onychostoma macrolepis, 3878 nucleotides long. It is a transcript of the gene grin3a, whose product is annotated as glutamate receptor, ionotropic, N-methyl-D-aspartate 3A. Gene Ontology annotation, biological process: modulation of chemical synaptic transmission; monoatomic ion transport; synaptic transmission, glutamatergic. NCBI's taxonomy places the organism in Eukaryota, Metazoa, Chordata, Actinopteri, Cypriniformes, Cyprinidae. Gene Ontology annotation, cellular component: plasma membrane; postsynaptic membrane. The record is from RefSeq and is a predicted model, not a curated record. Gene Ontology annotation, molecular function: NMDA glutamate receptor activity; transmitter-gated monoatomic ion channel activity involved in regulation of postsynaptic membrane potential.